AUGCAAAUCUUUGUCAAGACCCUUACCGGCAAGACCAUUACUCUUGAGGUCGAGUCGUCCGAUACCAUCGACAAUGUGAAGUCCAAGAUUCAGGACAAGGAGGGUAUUCCUCCCGACCAGCAGCGUCUGAUUUUCGCCGGCAAGCAGCUUGAGGAUGGCCGUACCCUGUCCGACUACAACAUCCAGAAGGAGUCCACCCUCCACCUCGUCCUUCGCCUUCGCGGUGGUAUGCAGAUCUUCGUCAAGACUUUGACCGGCAAGACCAUCACCCUCGAGGUCGAGUCUUCUGACACCAUCGACAAUGUCAAGUCCAAGAUUCAGGACAAGGAGGGUAUUCCUCCUGACCAGCAGCGCCUCAUUUUCGCUGGCAAGCAGCUCGAGGACGGCCGCACUCUCUCGGAUUACAAUAUUCAGAAGGAAUCCACUCUCCACCUCGUCCUCCGCCUUCGCGGUGUCGAGUCUUCGGACACCAUUGACAAUGUCAAGUCCAAGAUCCAGGACAAGGAAGGCAUUCCUCCUGACCAGCAGCGUUUGAUCUUUGCUGGUAAGCAGCUGGAAGAUGGUCGCACUUUGAGCGACUACAACAUCCAGAAGGAGAGCACUCUUCACUUGGUUCUUCGUCUGCGUGGUGGUAACUAG
Molecule: messenger RNA, 639 nt
Organism: Beauveria bassiana ARSEF 2860
Lineage: Eukaryota; Fungi; Ascomycota; Sordariomycetes; Hypocreales; Cordycipitaceae
Product: Ubiquitin subgroup
Exons: 3
Coding region: 1-639 (212 amino acids)
Biological process (GO): protein ubiquitination; modification-dependent protein catabolic process
Cellular component (GO): nucleus; cytoplasm
Molecular function (GO): ubiquitin protein ligase binding; protein tag activity
Source: RefSeq, a predicted model, not a curated record